AUGCGUUCAGACAUUAGACAUUGGGCUAAACAUUGCCUUAGUUUCCAAACCAGUAAAGUUCAUCGUCACACAGUCACCACCCCAGGUACAUUUUCACUCCCUGACGCACGUUUUAGACAAGCUCACGUAGAUAUUGUUGGUACUUUACCUCCUUCCAACGGUUUUGCUCAUCUUCUAACAUGUGUUGACCGUUUUACCCGUUGGUCACAACCUAUUCCUUUACGUGAUACAUCUACCGAUUCUGUUUCCCUUGUUUUUGUCGAAUCUUGGAUUUCUCUGUGUGGUGUUCCAUCCACCAUCACUACCGACAGAGGGACUCAGUUCAGUUCCACACUGCUCCGUGAUCUGGGUCGUUUAUUAGGCUGUACUCACAGAAAAACAACCACGUACCACCCCGCUGCCAAUGGCCUCGUCGAGCACUUUCAUCGACAAUUAAAACCUGCCAUCAUGGCUAGUUCAUCCGACUCACGCUGGUCUGAGUGUCUACCUGCCAUCCUCCUUGGCAUACGCAAUACAAUCAAAGAGGACAUUGGGUGCUACCCUGCAGAACUCGUGUUCGGCACCACCCUCCGACUACCUGGUGAGAUGGUACUGGACUCUCGCACCAUCGGCUAA
Messenger RNA from Dicrocoelium dendriticum, 615 nucleotides. Lineage: Eukaryota; Metazoa; Platyhelminthes; Trematoda; Plagiorchiida; Dicrocoeliidae. The record is from the annotation of a GenBank genome assembly.